AUGCUCUGUAUGGGCGGAGCGAGUCCGCUCCUUGUCAGCCUGGUACAGGCAUGCCAAAUUGCUCCUAAAUGUCGGGACAAAUCGCGCGAGCUGCUACGUAAGUUCAAGGGAGAGUAUACAAAAGCUCCAGAGAAUCCCUUAUUUUGUGGUUUUAGAAACACUAGACGAGACCACUGGUGGACGAAAAUAUAUUCCUGAGGAGAACUUGGCCAUAAUAACUUUCGAUGGGAGUUCGAGUGCGGGCUGUCGGCAAACCAGCAAUUUACCAAUGGGUUGGUUGGGGUUUGACAUUCUUUCGAUUUAGAUGCACCUGCGACGCAUGUUCGGUGGUUUGCUGCGUCGUAGCUCACGUGGUCGUUGUUGUUCAGUGAAGAUAAAAUAAGCACCUUCAGUUUGCAAAAGAUACCGAAUGUUGGAGUACAUAUUAUGGGGGAGAGUCUUUCGCCUUCAAAUUUAGUGUCUUCAGUUUUGUCUGACCUUUGUUUGACCUUUCUUGUGGAGAAUAACAUUCUGUCUAACUAGGCAAAUUUAUGUACACGAGUACCCUCCAAAGCAUAUUGCUUUUAAUAGACAAAUAUGGGGGAGCUGAAAUGGGUACUGGGACGUUUGUUUGUCCCCAAGGUAUUACUAAGUUUUCGAAAUAAGACAUUCUUUCUGAAGCCGAAUGAGGCUCAAGUAACUGCAGCUGACCCCAUAUGUGUUCUGGUCUUACUCGGUGAGCUAAUGGGGGAAAACACGCUGGGUACUCGCAGCGUAGACCCGCUGACAGUGACGCACUCGGCCAAUCAGGAGACGAACUGGGCGAGAGCUGUCCUCCACCGUCUAGCCGGACUCUGUGAACUUUGCUAUUCUUGCUUCGUUUCCGGAUACGGUGUAAAAGACGCACUCAGUGAGGGCCAACACUUCUGUUUGAGAAGCAGUGGCGACUCACGCAUGGAUCUUCCCAUUGAUGGGGAUUUGCUUCCUGUCUAUAGCGCAUUUCUUUCCCACGUUUAUCGUAUUUAAAUGAGGAGAGAAGGGCAAAAGGUAGGGAGGGGCGCAUGGGUGCAACACAAGAUCGAGUGGUUUCCCUUGUCAGCGGCGCGUGUCACACACACGUUAGCCAAUCAUUCAGCAUGAACUAGAAUUCCUUCACUUUGGUAUCAUGUUGACGCUAGUUGAUAAAGGACCAAAUAGAAGAAGAUUGAAUCAUUGCGUUCGCCUAAUUGGAGUGAGUUAUCUGGACCGUUGACGACCCCAAACCGCCGAUUUUUGGGCGUAACGAUGGCCCAACAUUACAAUCGACGAGGUUCACUUCGGCACCCAUCAAGUCGGCGCUAUUUGUCGCCGAAUUUGCUCAUAGCGCGACAGACUCGCAUUGCAUCUGCUUCACGCCCUUCUCCCAUAUCCACCGUAUUCCGAUGAAGAAACACCGUGGCCGACAAAGCUAAACAGUUAGUCACAACCUGACCGCCAAAACAAUACGUGCGGGCCUCAAAAAGCAGGCGUCGGGGAGUGCGCAAGGGCCACAGUAAGGAGCUAUCGCAACCUGACCCUCAGUACUAAGCCAGACCGAGUUAUCCCGUUUUCUGGCAGCCACCCAAACGACCACUGUUAUUGAUUCAAACGUGUUAAACUUAUUAAAGUGAGGCCUGAGCUCUCUCUCCCUUAAAGAAGGAUUCCCGGGGUUUAAUCGCAAUAUCCCCCUCCUCUGCCCUGCACAGCUGAUCUUUCCGAGCCUGUCAGCAGAUUAUGGACGAAAUUGGACGCAGCGGCGUCUGGAUCGACGCGCAGUCCCCCCCCCCUCAUGUGGGAAGGACGCUUGUAAAAUCAGACAGCAGUUCGACCGUCAUCUUCAUUGUUUAUAAACACUCGUCCUUUUUACGUAGGAGGACGUGGCUGACCCUAAUGUGCGUACCUGUGAACGGAAAAAUCCACGCAGUGGCUGUAUGGGAACGAUGUGAAUUUGGGUGCUGGGGGAUAUUCGGGUGGUUGAUAUCGUGUAAACGCGUACGAACUAAUAGAUCUCCACCGCCAUGUACGUACUUGGUCGCGCACGCCGCCAGCAUCAGGAUUUGUUCACCGACAACGACGAAAAAACCGGCUGUCUGAGAGGAACAGAUUGCACUCGGCUUACGCCAAUCGCGUAAGUGAGUUCUCCGGUGUUUUAAUUUCAGAAGUUGUAGGUGAUGAACAACCACUGAUGAAGCCUUACUGGAAGGAGGACUUAUAUGCCGCCACUGAUUGCAUUUUUGCCCUACUUCCCUCGCAGUGUUACAUCAUCCUCCUAGGAACUCCGCAUGCCAGCUGCGAUGACAUGUUAGGGAAGGAUUUUUCGGGAAAAGAGUAGAGUAUAUUCUCCAGUUUCAAGUCAUGAGCACAAGCCAACGACUGAAUAGCAAUGGGACAAACAUGGCAUCAUCAUCUAAUCGAAUAAUAAGCAAAAAUCCUUCCUUAACUGUCUACAUCUAGACCUCUGGUAAAUCGUUCUUGUUGGAGGCCUCGGGCUACAUUCCAAUAACGGCUUAUCCGACAUGGGAAAGGUCCGUUAUUUUAAGGUAAAAGGCUGAUGAGGACGCGCCAUAUUUUGGUACCCCUCAACUUACUAUUGAGCCUAUUGACUAUGUCAGCGUGAACCUCGUGGAGCUCAAACUUAACUCCUAACUCACAAUAUAAAAGCUGAUUAGAAUAUCCGGAAUGGAGGCUCGCUAAAAUGAGCUGAUUCUUGGGACAAACUAGUUUCAUGCAAAUGAUUAAGCGCGAUAUACUGCAAGAAGCGUUGUUGCCGUUCAAAUGGCAUGCGUAGUCUGCCGAUCAAAACGGUAGACUUUUGUCCCAUGGACCUCGUCUGAUUCGAGAGCUGGUGACAGUACCCGUCUGAAACAUAGGCUCAUCUGGUCGGAAAAUCAGAACCUUAUACUAUUUAGAGGAAUAUCCGGUUCCAAUUCACCUCGGAAAGGUUGCUCUGGCUUGCAGUGGGUGCUUUUCCGUUCUAGUUUUAUUUGUGGGAGAUUCAUUUCCUGUCCUCCAAGAAGUAUGCAGUUCGACAGUUAGCACAUCAGAAGCCAAAGUUGCAAGUAAUGGGUGGGACACGGGAAAAGAAACUCCGUCCUCGUAACACAGGCGGCUUUGCGCGUCAGUCCAGGGAGAUUAGGGUUAGGGCAGGAGGAUAGUUUCCCUUCCUGGAAUUCGCCGCCAGGAAGUCAGGUUGUUAAACAAGCACUUUUAAACCGCCAUGGCUGUGUGGCAGAGGGCUCACAUUCUCCUAAAAAGGUCUUUCGUUCCUCCUUAAAUUCGUAGUUCGAUAUUCAAGGUUGUCGUGCUCUUCGAAGUACGCACGACAUUGCGUUUUUUCCUUACUUAACCAAUUUUCAGAUUAUGAGACCAUAGGCAUGCCGAUAUGGUUUGAUGGCAUAAUUUGGCGAAUUUGUUGCGCGCUGUUUGCCCUUUCAACAUACGGCAGUCAAGCGACUCAGUUAACGGUAGAGGCGGAGGGUUCUGUUGAUGCUCUUUAGGAUAAAUAGCCACUUACAACGAUUCCAGUGGGUGUAUACGUCUCAAUCUCCUGAUUAAAAAAGUAGUCAGUGAAUUCUCCUAGUAAAGUUGGCGGAGUCGCAUGUUUUUAGCUGAAGUUUGAUAUCACAAUCUCUGUUUUAUUCCUGUGGCCGGUCGUAUCUCCUGGAAGAUGGUUUUGUUUUCAGCGGCAAACGAUUUUGCCUGGAAGCCCUGUGAACCUUCUGACUGACGGUGCGCCUGCGUCUUAUAUGAUGCGACCCUCACCUACGCCGAUAUUUCGCCGAGACAUCGCAAACCAGAGAGAACGGUUUCUCAAAGCCUAGGCAAUCACGAUUUUCCAACUUGUAAAAAUUAAUUCUCCUAAUGGCAGGAAAUAUUUGCAAAAAUCUUUUUGUGACGUCUUCAAAUUCAGUUUGCAGAAGAAAAUAUCAUAUAGGUUAAUAAGAGAUUAAACAUUUGGAUAUAUACACCCUUCAGGGCAUCCCGAAGCCCGGAAUUAGUGAAGCAAGAAAAUAAUAAAGUCGGUUCACCAUAACCUGUCUUUUUAUCAACACUUAAGGUUCAAGGGUCAGAAAAACUAUUGAAAAUGGGCUAGUAAAAAUGACCCCUCGAACUUCAACACGGAAAAUUGCUAAAAUGCACGCGGAGGGUAUCAACGCAUACCGCUGAUAAAUUGGGAAUCUCUUUUGCACUGAGUAUGUGGGCACUGAAAACAGCCAAAAACACAGGACUGGAACCUUAAAGCUGGUCUUGGACCCAAAUUAUAAGGACGGCUGGUGCGGAAACGACAGAUGAUGUCUAUCAAAGAGACACUUUACUCGCUACGUAGAAAUAAAGCCCAAUAGACAAAUUCGUCCUGCUAUUAGACAGCCUAUGCAUGUGUAAAUCCUUCAGAUUAUGCACAUACCGUAAGAAUUGCUUUCGACGUAAAAGUCUGUUCCAAUUAACCAGGGCUUCCGGGCACGCAGAUAAACAAGUUCGGAUAGCAUAGAAAGCGUUAGACGAGAGCAACUGCCUGUAGACUACACGUGGAACCCUGUCCACCAAUAAAAACUGUGGCAAAUUACGGCGACGAAUGCUCCUUGGACCCCAAUGAUUACCGCGUUACCUUUUCGGUUUUCCAAGGUUGAUUAAGUCUGUAAUUCAAUCUUUGUAUAAGCAAUUGAAAACCACGUCCAACGGUUGUCCAGAUGAACAAAAAAUCUUACCAGUUGAACUUAGAACAGCAGCAGCAUCUUACUUGCACAUUGUCAAAAAAUUUCAACUCAGAUGUUAGUCCCGAUAAACGAGCCCGCAAUUCAGAUAUAAGACAGAGGUAUAAACGUAGGAGUUUGUCAGAAAAUCAGGAACUACAGGGUAUCCUGCUGCUUUCUGCGAGGAUGCGCACGAGUAUGACACCAAAGAUGGACGGCGUAGUACUCAGAAGAGAUCUAGAAAAGGGCGGCUAGGAGCAGGGCAGCUAACGGAUGGAAAACCAACAACUGCUAAAACAGCGCGACCCGGACGUCAAUACUUCGACUGCAGAAAAGUGCUGAUAACAAAAGAACCAGAAACUGGGAUGUGAGAAGCGAGCUAGAACCAAUAAAACAUGGAGAAACGGGAAAGGUGAAAAAAUAACAAAUCGAUGAAAUUGGGGUGACAAAACAUGCAUAAAGCACGGAAAGGGCAAGCAGUUAUUGCGCAUUUACAAACGGCAUCAAAGCAUUGAAAAACGAAAGUAAGGAAGUGGUGUGCUACCGCCAUAAUGGCGGUAAACUCAGACUACAGACCUAAAAGAUGGAUAGUCCCUAACUCUGCGCAGCGCUACCAAACGGGACGGUGAUCUAAACCGUCUAUACCAAUCAAGCUUGGAAACACAACCACUUCCGCCUCAGCUAAGGUGGCCGGACAGGUUUUCCGACACAGAAUUCUUGCAACGGACCGAAAUCUUCAGCAUUCACACCAUGUUGAGGCAAAUUUAACUGAACUGGAACGGCCAUCUGUCAAGAGUGUACGACGGCCGUCUAUCCAAGGCGCUCUUCUAUGGUGACGUCGCUACUGGUGCUCGCCGACAAGGACAAGAAAGACGCCAUAAGGACAUCCUGAAGACCUUGUUCAAGCAUUGACAAAUCAACCCCGAGACCUGGGAGGACCUCGUUCGGGAUCGAUCGGAGAAGAGAAAAACAGUGAAGACUGACGGAUAGCCGAUCCUAAAGCCAAAAAGAGUGGCUCACAUGGGUAAGGUGCCUCCAGACCACAAUGUAAACACCCAAAUCCUUCCAACAUACCCACGCUACCAGCGAACAUUACGCGUACAGAAAGACCUCGUCGGGCAUCUCUGGACCCAGAGCAACAUCACCCUCACAAUUCCAUCUGCCGCCUCCAGAAACACUCCCCCAUCGUCACCCCCGCACCACCUUCUGCGGCGACCACUAUCACGGCCACCAUCCGUGAUCACACUCCUGAUGCCUCGACGCCUCAGCCAGCGUCGUCGACACCCGUCACCUCUACCAUCCCUCCCACAACUCCCUCGACGACUACCACCCCUUCAAUCUCCACUACCGGUAAGAAUGACGUAAAUGAUCAUGUUCUCAAGGACUAACGAGUGAUAUUACAUGAGCCCUAAGUACUAAGAGUAAUAGGUAAGACCGGCUGGUGAAUAAAAUUGACAUUCAUCACCACAUACCUCCUCAGCAGCACAUGUCACAUACAAAUCCAUCCGUCGUCAUCCACUAACAAACACGGAACCGGCACUUCUCACGAAGUGGAAGGAUUAUUCUUGGUCCCCUCCUUAUCUGGCCUAUGCUGUACCCUUACGCUUGUGAGAACCGGGCAGUCCACUCCCUUUGUGUGAAAUUUCGGUGUUUGUUGGGGUCAGGUUGUGUGGUGCACGCAGGCGGGCUGUUUCGACUCCGCCAAUUGCUGCGCCCAAUCUCAGCCUCAACUGGAUAACCAGUUCGGACAGUCGACUGGUGCAAGUGAGAGGAAAGAGAGGGUGAGGUCGACUCUCAGUGCCUAUUCUUCAAUAUAAACCAUAUGACGCGCUUAAAUAGAUUACGGCGCACUAAACGUCCUGACUUGGAAGGCUGCCAACUGACGGGAAACGACACUUAUGGACGAGGAAAUGCUGCCGUCGACUAUACCACACUAUCAUCGACAUAUGGUGACCCCUUGCGAACGUUAACCUUCCUUCUUCCCAAUCUACGAUAUAGUCAGGCGUCACCAAUGACAACUAUCCACCGAAAGUGCUGCUUAUUUUGGUACCUGCUUCUGGUAUUCUUUCGGCUGCACACUUUACUCAGCUGGCCGAACGGCUUAUGGAGAUGCACGGUUUUUCCAAGCCAUGGCUCUCCGCUCUCUCAACUUCCUCAAUUUCUCCUGUCUCCUCUCUCCAACCUGAAGUCUGUGAUUGCAAAAAUUGCCCAAAAUAUGACUUCUCUUCGAGAACCGCCAGUUAUUCGCUUCUACUGGUAGCAGCCAGCUCCUUUAUCAUCCCAGAGUUCACCAAGGCCAUCUAACCGGCAUGUCUAGUUUACACAUUCAACUCGUUCCAACACUGCCGCCACCUGCUGGUAUCACACCACCUUUGGUGCUUAAGCCUGUUGCUACAUCUACCCCUGCUCUUUCAUCUCUAAAGAGAAUAAACGGGUCAGCCCAAAGAUCAGUGCGACAACUCUUCGUGGAAACCCUAACCCCGGUCGCACAUAUUACGUCCGCGACAACUGGAGUGGCAGGCGUCUCUUGGUCAAUACUGGUGCGCAGCUGAGUGCCAUUCCUCGCACCGCAGGCGGUCGUUGGUGCCCUAAUCCCAGUCUCUUCCUUCAGGCCGCCAACACCUCGCCAAUCGCCACCUGCUUAUUCUCGCCGCCUCGCGUCUGCACGUCUUGCUGCCGCCAAGGCAGAGUUCGAGCACAUGCUUCAGGGGGGCAUCAUCCAUGAAUCUGAAAGUCCAUGGGCCUCACCCCUCCAAAAUUACGAUUGAUCAUGGUGCUCAGUUUGAAUCUGACCUCUUGGAGUCUCCUUUCUCCUUUUAGAUUGUACUCGCAUCCGCACUGCAGCCUAUCAUCCGGCGGCCAACCAGAUGGUCGAGCGGUUUCUCUGUCAGUUAAAGGCAUCCCUACGUGUCACAGACGAUCCGGAUAACUGGAAGGCCCACCUUCCCCUGGUCCUGUUGGGCGUCCGCUCCUCUCUCAAGCCGGACUUUGACUGCUCCGCCUCUGAACUGGUGCUCGGCACCACUGUCCGACUUCCUGGUGAGAUGAUCCCGCCAUCCAUCGAGAUGAGGUCGAAGAUCCCACCAACCUCCUGCGCCGUCUUCGGAACUGAUGUGGACACUCCCCGGUUCCGCCCAGACCAUCUGUUUCCAAGUCUUACCUCGAGAAAAACUUGGCGACGUGCUGGCGACGUCAGGUCCGCCAGCCACUGAAACCAUCCUACGACGGCCCCUUCCGAGUUACCUCUCGUAGGACAAUGAACUUCCGCAUCCAACGCGGAACUCGCGAGGAGAUCGUGAGCAUGGAUCGUCUCCGAGCUGAUUUCCCAAACACUCUUCCGGAUGAGCCCUCUGGUUCCAUACCCCCUGCCCCAUCUCCUCGACCCUCUAUCGCUCCGUCCCGUAUCCUCCCUCUUCCCCCAUAG
Messenger RNA from Spirometra erinaceieuropaei, 8112 nucleotides. Lineage: Eukaryota; Metazoa; Platyhelminthes; Cestoda; Diphyllobothriidea; Diphyllobothriidae. The record is from the annotation of a GenBank genome assembly.